AUGAAGGAACAGGCCGAUAUCACCACCGCGGAGUCCCCUCCCCCUCUCUGGAAAGUGCGCAUGCCUUUGUGGCACCGCGUGGACUGCUUCAUCCGACUAUGGCUGCUGAAAUCCCUGGCCGCCAUCUACUUCUACUUUCGGCGCCUGGUACGACAGCCGCCGCCUCGCUACCAGCCCACCUUUGUCCGUCGCUACCCAUCUCGUCCCAUGCUCAACACCCACAUCUUCUUCCCGUCCAACUAUCGCGCGGGUGAGCGCCUGCCUUUAUAUCUGAACAUCCAUGGCGGAGGUUUCGCCGUGGGGAAUGCCCAGGUAGAUGACCGCUUCUGCGCCGCCUGGACCGAGCGGACCGGCAUGCUCGUCGUGAGUCUGGACUACCGCCGCGUACCGCGACACCCCUUCCCCACCGCCACCUACGAUCUAGUCGCCCAGAUUAAGGACGUGCUGGCGGAUGAGUCCCUGCCCAUUGAUCCCGAGCGCAUCACGAUUGGGGGGUUCAGUGCAGGCGGGAAUCUGGCCUUGUCGGUGUCGCAGCUGCCUCCCCUGCAUGGACGGGUCAAAGCCGCCGUCGUCUACUACCCGAUUGUCGACUUUGGCCAUCCCCCGCCUAUCAAACUAGCCUCCCGCCCCUACACGGAUGGUCCCUUGGACAAGAUAGGCAUCAUGGCGUGGGCUCUGGACUGGGGGUAUGUCUGUGUGGGACAGAACCGACGCGAUCCGCUGUUGAGCCCCUGGUACGCUGACCCGAAAGACCUGCCCCCGCGCAUCUACAUGAUUGCCGCGCAGUGGGAUAUGCUGCGGCUGGAAGCCCAGCAGAUGAUCCACCGCCUGGCGGGGCUGCACAAUGAAGAGGACCAGGAAGCGCCCUUCGAGACGUCUGCGUAUAAGUGGACCUUGGCCCGAGGGUGCACGCAUGGCUUCACGCACGGCCAGGAGGGGAAUGCGGCCGAAAGAGCGUACCGGAAAAGGGUUUGCGAGGACAUAUAUGGCCAGGCCCAUGAGUGGCUGAAGAGUGCGUUGGGAUAG
Aspergillus tubingensis is the source of this 1026-nucleotide messenger RNA. Its product is annotated as alpha/beta hydrolase fold protein. Bases 1 to 1026 code for a protein of 341 amino acids. Gene Ontology annotation, molecular function: hydrolase activity. The record is from RefSeq and is a predicted model, not a curated record. NCBI's taxonomy places the organism in Eukaryota, Fungi, Ascomycota, Eurotiomycetes, Eurotiales, Aspergillaceae. The transcript has a single exon.